Molecule: messenger RNA, 783 nt
Organism: Cotesia congregata
Lineage: Eukaryota; Metazoa; Arthropoda; Insecta; Hymenoptera; Braconidae
Source: the annotation of a GenBank genome assembly
AUGGCGAUAGAGUUAUUAUCUGGAAAAGUAUUUCUCCUAAUAACUGGAGCAAGUAAAGGAAUUGGACGUCAAAUUGCAAUAACGUUUUCCGAAUUAUUGGAUAAAGAUUCAAAGUUGUUAUUAUUAGCGCGAGAUGAAAAUGGAUUGAAGGAAACAGCCGGUAAAAUACGUAAUCACGUACAAGUUGAUUACGUUAGUGUUGAUUUAUCUGUAGCUCCAGCAGAUCGUUUGACUGAUAUUAUUAACAAGCAUGUUAAUCCUGGUGAAUAUGAUCGAGCUGUAGUUGUCCAUAAUGUUGGAUCUAUUGGUGAUCUGUCAAAAUUUACAGAUGCCAUGGAUGACUUUGAUUACUGGAGGAAGUAUUAUGAUUUAAAUGUUUUUUCACCAGCUGUUUUAAACUCUGUGUUCAUGAAAAUAUUCAAUGAAAAUGUUAAAGCUAAGAAAUUUGUUAUCAACAUAACGUCACUGUGUGGAUUAAAACCUUUCAAGUCUAUGGGAUAUUAUUGUUCUGGAAAAGCUGGACGAGAAAUGUAUUUCAAAGUGUUUGCUGAAGAAUUUCCUGAAGUGAAUGUUUUAAAUUACUCACCAGGUCCAGUCGAAACUGACAUGCUGAGAACGAUAGCAGAAACAUUGGCUGAUAAUGAAACAAGAAAACAAUUCAGUGAUGCACGUAGAGAAAGAAAACAAUUAACAACCGAUCAAACAAUUAAUCGUCUUGUUGGAGUACUGAAAGAUCACAAGUUUAAGUCCGGUGAUCAUGUUGACUAUUACGAUGAAAUUUAA